AUGGCAAAUCGAGGGAAAAGCCUAGACUCGGAGAUCUUCUCCAUUGCCGACUUGCAGGCCAAGGCAUCGGAGAAACUUCCAAGAGAAUUCAAGGAAUUCUUCAAUGAAGGCGCAAUGGAUCUCAUCACGGUGAAAGACAACGAAGAUGCCUUUAAUCGUUAUAAAAUACGCCCACGCGUUCUUCGCGAUGUCUCUAACCUGGACACCUCCACAACGAUCUGCAAUACCAAAGUUUCUUUCCCGUUUGGAUUUUCGCCCGCGGCCUCCCACAAGAUCGCCCACUCAGACGGCGAGGUCGGAACUUCCAAGGUUGCUGCUGAGGCGAAUAUCUGCAUGGCGUUGUCUUCACAUGCAACCUGCUCAUUAGAGGACGUCAUAGCAGAGGGGUCGGGAAAUCCAUACAUGAUACAAUUCAUCAUAUUGAAGGAUCGGGAUAUCACGAGGCAACUACUUGAGCGCGCAGAGAGUGAGACCAAUGCUUUCUCUUUUUCAUCAUUGCUGGUGCUAAUUCUUCUUACAUCUUCAGAAUCUGGGUACAAGGCAGUCAUGUUAACAGUGGAUGCGCCAAUGCUCGGACGGCGUCUGAACGAGUACAGAAACUCUUUCGGAAUCCCAAAAGGCAUGGGAUAUCCCAAUCUUGCGCCUGGCCUGGAUAUGAAGGAUGGCAUUGAGUGGGCCGAGGCCAUCGCAUGGAUAAGAAGUGUAACUAAACUCGACAUUUGGGUAAAAGGAAUCUAUACUGCUGAAGACGUCGCACUGGCCAUACAGCAUGGAGUCAACGGUGUUUUGAUUUCCAACCACGGCGGUAGACAACUGGACGGCGUACCAGCCACUCUUGAUGCACUACGCGAAUGUGCGCCUGUCGCAAAGGGCAAAAUAGCUAUCGCCAUUGAUGGCGGUAUUCGCCGAGGAACGGAUAUUUUCAAAGCUUUGGCCCUGGGAGCGGACUAUUGCUUUGCAGGGAGGAUACCAAUCUGGGGAUUAGCGUACAAUGGAACGAAGGGCGUGGAGCUUGCUGUCAAGCUAUUGCAAGAAGAAUUCAAAUUGGCCAUGUGCCUUGCUGGAUGCAAAACUGUCAAAGAUAUCAACAAGAGUCACCUGUCUGUUCUUGAGACGAACGGUGUACUUUCGAAGCUCUAG
Aspergillus costaricaensis CBS 115574 is the source of this 1140-nucleotide messenger RNA. Its product is annotated as alpha-hydroxy acid oxidase. Lineage: Eukaryota; Fungi; Ascomycota; Eurotiomycetes; Eurotiales; Aspergillaceae. Gene Ontology annotation, molecular function: oxidoreductase activity; FMN binding. The record is from RefSeq and is a predicted model, not a curated record. The transcript has 7 exons. The coding region runs from base 1 to 1140 and encodes 379 amino acids.